Molecule: messenger RNA, 2117 nt
Organism: Oncorhynchus tshawytscha (Chinook salmon)
Lineage: Eukaryota; Metazoa; Chordata; Actinopteri; Salmoniformes; Salmonidae
Gene: sh2d4ba
Product: SH2 domain containing 4Ba
Exons: 9
Coding region: 462-2117 (551 amino acids)
Cellular component (GO): cytoplasm
Source: RefSeq, a predicted model, not a curated record
CAACACUAAUGUGAAACAUUUCCAUGGGCUGUAUAUGGAAGAUGGGCUUGAGUUUCAUUCUUUCCCACUCCUGCCUGCACUAAAGACUAUCAUGUUGCACAUCAGGUAAAGGGAUCUGUGCUUACACACACACACACCCACACACCCACACACGAACCAGAGAUCAGGUUUAAACCCCUCGCUUCAAAGCACAUGGAGCAGAGGGAAGGAAGAUGGCACCUGCGUUUUGUUCUGAUGCUGGAUCCAGUAUGAUGGUGAGAGAACAGGGAAAAGGAACAAGGAUCUGAACUCUACAGCCCAGUAGAGUCUCUGAGGACUGUAUGAACACAUAGAUGGAGGGAAUGACACUUGUCUUCAAUAUGAAGUGAACUGAUAAAAGGGGUUCAUGGCCCCCUAACACUCACCUAACCCCACCUUGGUUAACAGAUCUCUUGGGUGUUUGGAAGCUUUGUGUUGCCAAGAUGAUGCAGCAGAUUCUGAGGGACAUGUACAUCGAUCCGGACCUGCUGGCGGAGCUCAACGAGGAGCAGAAGCAUAUCCUAUUCUAUAAGAUCCGCCAGGAGCAGGUGAGGCGCUGGGAUGAGAGGGAGAACCAAGAGAACCAGGAGAACCAGGACCAGGGAAAGAAGGGUGAGUCUGGGUGUACUCUACUAAGCAGCAGAAGUAUCCAGUGGCUGCAGGGCUGCGAUGGGGAUGUGUGGGUGUGGGUGAUGGGCGACGCUCCUGGGGAUAAGCCUUAUGAGGACAUCAUCAAGGAGCUGAUGGGGGAGAAAGCCAGACGGCAGGCUCAGCAGGAGGCCAAGGAGCUCUGGCGAACCAAAGAGGCUGAGAUCGAGGAGAAGUUCCGGGAUGCUAUGGCGAAGGAGAAGGCCCGUUUUGUGGCAGGGAAGUGGAAAGAAGAAACGGAGGACAGGAAGGCUGCCAAGCAGGAAGAGGAACACAUCCAGGAGUCUCUCAAGAAACGAGAGGAGGAGGAGAGACAGCAAGGUGAGGAGGAGAUAAAACGUGCAGAGGAGAAGAGAGCGAGGGAGCUGUAUAUCUCCCUAGAGCAGGAACAGAGAAGGAGUGAGAAGGAUGACAAGGAAUGGGAGGAGCAACUGCGGCGCUCUAAGAUGGCUGACCAGGAGAUGCAGAGAAAAGCAAGGCGGGCACGGGAUGAGUACAAGCGCCAGUCCCUGCGGGCUAUAGAGAAGGGCCGUGUGGCAGGGCUCAGUGGGCUGUUCCAGCAGGGCCCAGUGGUGGGGAACGGACCAACAGCAGCCCCCUUCAGGAGAUACAGCAACGUGCUAGAGUCCUCCUCCUCCACCACCCACCGCCCCGGCCUCCAGCCUGCUACUCCUCCACUGUACCGCCGUAGACAGAGCCAAAGGCACAGCACCAUUGUUACACAGCCACUGAUGGACAGUCCUGCCUGGGUGAGAGCCCCCCGGCCCAGCUCCAGAGAGUGUGUUUUGCUGUGGUUCAAAGAAGAGCAGACGCCCAAACAGGCUGGCUAUGAGCGCAACAGCACCACCAUCGCCCCCUGGUUCCACGGUCUGAUUUCCAGACAGGAGUCAGAGACCCUGCUGAUGAACACAGCAGAGGGCUCCUUCCUGGUGAGGGUGAGUGACAGGAUCUGGGGAUACACGCUGUCCUAUCGCACGGCUGACGGCUUCAAACACUUCCUGAUCGACGCAUCAGGAGACUACUACAGCUUCCUGGGUGUGGACCAGAACCGCCACGCCACCUUGGCUGACCUCAUCGACUUCCACAAGGUGGUGGAGAAUGUGGGCAUUCUGAUAAUGUGGCGGUUUAAGAACGAACGCUGGAGGAACAGCAGCUACAAAAAGUCCACCUCAUUGAGGAAAACAGGAAGCUACAAGGAGGAGCUAACAGAAGAUGACGACAUCAAAACCUACCUCUGUACGUUUGAACGGACAGCACUAUGGGAAGGAUGGCAAAGGCAGAAGUGGACCAGUCUGCUGGCCCCGUUCCUCUCUGGGAAUGCCCAAAAGGCGUAUUGGGACCUGAACGAUGAACAGGCGGCUAACUACGACGGACUCAAACAGGAGAUACUCAGCCGCUACGGGUACAGCCUGGCCCAUCGGGCUCAACUACUCACGAAUGGAGGUUCAUAG